This is a messenger RNA of Epithele typhae, 1458 nucleotides long. RefSeq names its product nucleotide-sugar transporter-domain-containing protein. The transcript has 6 exons. Lineage: Eukaryota; Fungi; Basidiomycota; Agaricomycetes; Polyporales; Epitheliaceae. Gene Ontology annotation, cellular component: Golgi membrane. Bases 1 to 1458 code for a protein of 485 amino acids. Gene Ontology annotation, molecular function: UDP-galactose transmembrane transporter activity. The record is from RefSeq and is a predicted model, not a curated record. Gene Ontology annotation, biological process: pyrimidine nucleotide-sugar transmembrane transport.
AUGUCCCCCCGCAAGGACUACGCCGUCCUCCCCCAGCACGUCCUCGACUCGGAUGCCCCCCAGGACGCCCCCGCCGUCCCCUCCAUCUUCGGCCUCCCGCUCAAAUACGUCUCUCUCGUGACGUUGGCCGUCCAGAAUGCCCUCCUCGCCCUCAUCAUGCACUACUCGCGCGUCUCCACCGCGCCCCAGCACACGUACUCCGCCGCGUCCGCAGUCCUCCUCACCGAGCUCCUCAAGGGCUUCAUCUCCCUCACCGUCGCCUUCGUCCGUCUCGACUACUGCUCCCCCGCGGGUGUCUCCACCGGCUCCGUCUGGAACCCGAGAGUGCUCUUCUACCGCUUCCGCAGGCUCGGCAAGGAGGUCUUCCGCCCCGACUGCUGGAAGCUCUCCAUCCCCGCUAUCCUAUACGUCAUCCAAAAUAAUCUCCAGUUCGUCGCCGUCUCCAACCUCGACGCCGCCACCUUCCAAGUCAGCUACCAGAUGAAGAUCCUCACCACCGCCGCUUUUUCCGUCCUCCUCCUUCGCAAAAAGCUCUCCCCCACCAAGUGGUUUGCCCUCCUCUGCCUCGCCAUUGGCGCGUUCAAGGGCUUCAUGGCUGUCGUCAUGGCCUUCUACUUCGAGAUGGUGCUCAAGAACUCGCAAACGGACCUCUGGGUACGCAACGUCCAGCUCUCCCUCUUCUCCCUCCUCCCCGCCAUCGUCCCCAUCGUCUUCUCCAACGCUGCCCCCAACGGCCCUACCAUCGGUUGGCUCGAGCGCCUCUUCGCCAACUUCGGCGUCUGGGCCUGGGCCACCGUGCUCAUCCAGGUCCUCGGAGGUCUCCUCACCGCGCUCGUCAUCAAGUACGCGGACAACAUCCUCAAGGGCUUCGCGACCAGCCUGUCGAUCGUCAUCUCCUUCCUCGCGUCCGUGGCGCUCUUCAACCUGCAGAUGACCGUCACCUUCGUCCUCGGCUCCACCGUCGUCCUCGUCGCCACGUGGAUGUACAACCAGCCCGACGCGCCGCAGGGGGACAGCUUCUGCUCGAAGGAGUCGCACUCGUGGGGAUGGAGGUGGCGCCGUGCGAAGCCGGCGACUUCUGCCCUUGAGCUGGCGGGUGGAGCGGUCGCGAUCUCCCGUCGCCCCUCGACGUCUUCGCUCGCGUCUCUCGACCGCGCCCCGGCCUCGGGCCAGUCGCGUUCGUACCCCGGUUCCCCGGUGGAGCGCGAGAUGCCGUCACCCCGUGCCGCGUCGCGUCUUGCGCACUACUUCAACCGCCCUGGCUCGGGCACGUUCGUCAUCCCCGAUCCCGCCACGUCCUUCAACGCGUCGUCGUCAUCAACGCCGCUGAUAACGUUCGCGUCGUCGUCACCGUCGACCCGUCCGCCGAGCUCACUGUCGUCGUGCGCGUCGUCACGGCCGGCGAGUGCGAUGGGCAGCUCGACAUCAACGCUCGCUGAGCAAGAGCACCAUCCAUGA